Molecule: messenger RNA, 514 nt
Organism: Arachis duranensis
Lineage: Eukaryota; Viridiplantae; Streptophyta; Magnoliopsida; Fabales; Fabaceae
Exons: 1
Source: RefSeq, a predicted model, not a curated record
UACCAAUUUGCUUGCGGAUCCAGCAAGUGUUUACUUCCUACAUCCAGGUGAUAAUCCUGGAGUUUCUAUUGUCCCAAUUGUGCUGAAUGCUAAGAACUACAAUUCCUGGUCAAGAGCUAUGAAAUUAGCGCUGAAAUCAAAGAAUAAGAUAGGUUUUGUUGAUGGAACCAUUGUAAAACCAGAUAAAAAUGAUCCUGCAUAUGUAGCAUGGGAUAAAUGUAAUACUUAUGUUGUUUCUUGGUUAAAUCUAUCAUUGAGUGCUGAGAUUGCACAGAGUGUUGUUUGGAAUGAAACUGCUGUAGAUUUAUGGCUUGAUUUGAAGCACAUGUAUUAUCAUGGAGACAGAUACAGGGUUGCUGAAUUAGAAGAAGAGUUGUAUGCUAUGAAACAAGGGAAUCUAAGCAUAACAAAUUAUUUCACCAAGUUGAAGGCUAUUUGGGAAGAUAUUGACAGUUUCAAACCAGUUCCACAAUGCAAGGAGUGCUUUGAAAAAUGUGAUUGUGGCUUAGGAACU